GUAAAAAAUUGUAAUAAUAAUCGCGUGUUCAGAGAACCGGCUUAAUAAAAAAGAAAUAAUUGUGGGCGAGGAGAGUGCGAAGAAAGUAAAAGAGAGCACCAGCGAGAGGCCCACUAAAACGCCGCUGGGUUAAUUAGUUAUUGCUAGAAUAUAUAUCUUUUCAUAUAUAAUCUUAUUCUCAGUGCUUAUCGUUGUGUUUUUUGCCCUAUGUGCCGCGAAUGAAAAUUUAAAGAAGAGUCGCUCGUAAAACCGUUUUCCGACGUCCCCUAAAGAUCUUCAAUAUUACUCAUAAUUCCCGACAACCGGUGUUUUUGUGAUUCACAACCGUCAAAGGAAUAAAGAAAAGUUUUCGGUGUGCUGUGGUGUUGUAGUGUCCAGCUGUAGAACCAGUUCCAGUUAACCCCGAGAAACAUGUCCAGAAAUAGGGCUGCCAUGGUCAGCGCCUUCCGGCUGUUCCUGCGUCCCUCAACCACCCAUCGAAGUCUCGCCCUCCGCUUGGCUCCCGUCACGACCUUUGCCCUGCAUUUACGGCCAGGUCAUGAGCUCCAUCAGCACAGAAGCUUUGCUUCGACGGCGGAGGAUGACGACACGAGCGGCGGCAAAAAGUCGGACAAGCAUAAAAAACCGACGACGGGAGGUCGCAGAUCAAGUCAGAAUGUGAAUGAGCAAGCAGAAGUUAAAGCAAAAGUGUCCGAAAUUUUAUCAAAAUACCAUCAAUAUACGGGUAGUUACCGAGAAGAGGAUGCCAAAUCUAAAAACUCUUUACGGCAAGGAGAUUGCACCAAGUCUUUCAGUUUGAGUGCCAGAAUAAAAAUAUUUCAAGGUUUAAGAAGUUUUCAUGGAAGUGAAAAGAGCACAAAUCCAGAUCCAUGUGAAAUAGGUUCCUCAGAUAAUUUAACAAAAAGAGUGCAAAACUUUGUCCACCGACAAAACAUUCAAGAGAAAAGGUCGAAGAAAUAUAAAAGUAAACUGAAUCCGCUCAAGAAAAGAAUUAUAAACAGAAAAAGAAGAAAGAAAUUAUUAAUAAAUAGGAAGAAAACAAAAAAGAAAUGUGGCGAAGACGACAUCUACGUGGAAUACGUGAAUGGUAUGCCACAUAUGACUGUUCGGCUUCCCAGUCGGAAUGAACUCUGCCAGUUCGCCCUGAAACCGAUCUCCCACAACGUUGGCGAUCUGUUAGCCAUGCUUAAGGCUGAGGACCGCGGCAUCGAUCGAGCUGCGGUGAUCAACAAGCAUGGUGUACGAAUCGCUUCGUCCUGCACCAUCGAAAGCUUGUUGGAUGACUCCUUCAGCAUACAAAUCAAUAACCGGACAUUGGAGGUCAAUCCACCGAAACGGGAGAAGAUCACAGUGGAAUCAUUGGACAAAGUGGGUGACGUGCGCAAAGUUAUUGCUCAGCUCUACGAGGCAUUCAAUGUUGGCGAAUAUCAGCUAGAGAAGAGCAAUCAACUGGCCAAAGAACUGGAAACCCUACGCUAUGAACUCGAGCCACUGGAAGAGAAAAAACUGGAACUGAGCAAAAAGGCAGCUCGUCGAACAAACUUUAUGACUUGGAUGGGCCUCGGCCUAAUGUCCGUGCAAUUUGGCAUUCUGGCGCGACUGACUUGGUGGGAAUACUCUUGGGAUAUCAUGGAGCCGGUUACCUAUUUUGUUACCUACGGCACGACAAUGGCAAUGUAUGCCUACUAUUGCGUCACAAAGCGGGAGUACAUGAUGGAGGAUGUGAAGAACCGCGAAUACUCGCUCACCCUUUAUAGGAACGCCAAGAAGAUCCAAUUCGAUGUGGAGCAUUACAAUGAACUGAAACGAAAGUCAGCUGAGCUGGAAUACAAUCUCAGAAGGAUCAAUGAUCCGCUCAACAUGCAGUUGCCAUCGCAUCUGGUGAGGACCCAGGAAAACACGCCACCAACCCAAUACGAGGAGAAGACGGAGCGGAAGUAAACUUAAGGACUUCGUAGCAAUCAGUGACGAGACAGGGAAAUAUGGAAACUCAAACUAAUCUUAAAUCCCUCAAGUUAGAUAACGAAUAAAAGUUCCCCCUUCAAGCUGAAGAAGUUCAGGUAAUCAAAAUGUUGUAGUCAACGUUUGAAAGGAUUUUGUAUACGCAUCACAUGUUGUGUAAAGUCAACUUUAGUUUUUUCUCUUUAUGUUAAUUAUAUUGUUUUAGUUGUUUAUGUUACGGUUAAUUAGUCUAAGCCAAAGUUUGACGAUUCGGAAAAAACGCACAAGGUUAUUCUGACGCCUGCAGUUUCACUACAGAUAUCAUUAUUUUAUGUUUAAUUUUUAGUUAUUUAUUGCAAGUGAGAGAUUUGUUUUACGCCUAAGGCAACUAUUGUGUGUGCAAGUUCUAGCAAAAUAUAUGAAUUAUUUAUUGACUAUA
Drosophila ficusphila is the source of this 2380-nucleotide messenger RNA. It is a transcript of the gene MCU, whose product is annotated as calcium uniporter protein, mitochondrial. The record is from RefSeq and is a predicted model, not a curated record. The transcript is spliced from 10 exons. Lineage: Eukaryota; Metazoa; Arthropoda; Insecta; Diptera; Drosophilidae. Gene Ontology annotation, biological process: calcium import into the mitochondrion; mitochondrial calcium ion homeostasis. Bases 412 to 1941 code for a protein of 509 amino acids. Gene Ontology annotation, molecular function: calcium channel activity; uniporter activity. Gene Ontology annotation, cellular component: mitochondrial inner membrane; uniplex complex.